GUAAUUAAUUAUAUUUAGUAUUUUCAAUUCUAUAAACAAUUUAUAAUUAUUAUCAUAUUUAAGUAGAAGAGUUAACUGCUUAUUUCUUUAGAGAUCAUGAAUAAUAAUAACGGAAAUGAGUUUUUUACUUUUAGAGAUACUCCUACUGCUUAGCCUAAAGGACUAUCAUAAGUUUAUUCAUCUUAAUUCUAAUAAUCUUAGAAUUAACCAAAAUCUUCUGUAUUACAAAAUUCUUCAAAAGUGAUUUUUAAUCCAAGAAAAUAUGAAAGAUCUGGAUUCACUAUUGAUCAGAUUGUAGAAAUGAAGCAAACGUUUGAUAUGUUUGAUAAAGAUAAAGGUGGCACUUUGUCUUAUGAUGAACUUAAAGAAGCUAUGCAGAUUUUAGGUUUUGUUUAAGAAGAUGAUACCGCUUUAGAUAGAAUCAUUGAAGCAAUAGAUGUAAACGGAGAUGGUUAGUUAGGAUUUGAAGAGUUUAUGAAUUUGAUGUUUGCUAACAUUGCAGAAAACGAUUCUGAUACAGAUUUAUAAAAAGCGUUUUCAUAUUUCAUAGAUUUAGGAAAUUCGAAGUUUUUAUAAGAUGACGACGACGAUGAAAUAGUAACAGUCAGAUCUUCAAAUAAAAAAUAAUAAUAGAAAUAGUAAAAAAAGGAAUAAAAUUUAUUAAAGAGUAAAAUUACAAUUUAAAUGUUGAGAAACAUUGCUAAAGAAAUUGGAGAAGAUGUAGAAGAUGAAGAUUUAAUUGAAAUGCUUGAAAGAGCAGAUAAAGAUGAUGAUGGAUAAGUUGGAUUUUAAGAUUUUAAAUACAUAAUUAAAUGGUAAAAUGAAGAGACAAAGGCUGAGUUUGAAUAAUAAGAAUAAAAAUAAAGUAAAGCUUAAUAAAAAAUAAAAAGCUAUAAUAAUAUUUCUUAAGAGUUUUGA
This is a messenger RNA of Tetrahymena thermophila SB210, 918 nucleotides long. RefSeq names its product EF-hand protein. Gene Ontology annotation, cellular component: central plaque of spindle pole body. The record is from RefSeq and is a predicted model, not a curated record. Lineage: Eukaryota; Ciliophora; Oligohymenophorea; Hymenostomatida; Tetrahymenidae. The transcript has 2 exons. Gene Ontology annotation, molecular function: enzyme regulator activity; calcium ion binding. Gene Ontology annotation, biological process: spindle pole body organization.